GAUCUUUAAUGCUUAACUCUAACAACUCACUUUUCUCCAAGUAUGGGUCCAUGACUAGCCACAAAUCCACAACUCGAGUGAACUUAUAAUAAAUUGCGACCUUUCCAGUUUGAGUAUCGAUAAAUCCACCCGCCAUAUAAUACACAGAAGAAGCUUGCCUGAGCGCACAUUCCUUCGCCCACCAUGAUCGAAGACGAUUUCUACCGCUCCUCAUCGCAGUUCCGACUUUGGUCCUACACCGAGACAUCCUUACAAUCCCUACGCGCAACGACAAACGCAAACGCCAGUGAGCGCGUACGGUCUGCGCUCCGGAAAUCGCGAGGAGCGCAACGAUCAGCCACCUCAUCCGCAGCCGGGACACCAGCAGCAAACCAGAAUGGAAGCGACGCAGACAGCAAAGCCGGCGGCGAUGAUACAGAGAUCGAGUGCCUAACACCCGAAGAAGAGCACCAGCUGGUGCGAUACUUCUGCGAACAGAUCAUAGAGUUGGGAGAGAUGUACAAACCCCCACUCCCAACAAUAGUCCGGGCCACAGCAAUCCAAUACCUCCGACGCUUCUACCUAACCAACUCCCCAAUGACCUACCACCCGAAAUCCAUCAUGCUCUGCGCGCUCUUCCUGGCCACAAAAACAGACAACUACUACCUCUCCCUCCGACAAUUCGCAGAAGUAAUCCCCGGCGGCACAACACCGGAAGACAUAGUCCAGCCCGAAUUCCUGGUCAUGCAAAGCCUCCGCUUCACCUUCGACGUCCGCCACCCCUUCCGCGGCCUCGAAGGCGGCAUCAUGGAACUCCAAGCCAUAUCGCAAGGCAUGGGCCAACCGGCCCCCCACUUCCCAACCCAGACCCCAGACGACCUCAAACGCAGACUCCAUUCCCUGCCCCCAUCGCCAACAACACCCUCAUCCUCCACCACAGACCGACUCGCCCGCGCGCACCACAACACCCGCGAGACCCUCAAAUCCGCCGCCCAAAUGACAGACGCUUACUUCCUCUACACGCCGUCCCAGAUCUGGCUCGCUGCGCUCAUGAUCGCGGACAAGCCGCUGGCGGAAUUCUACCUCGAGACUAAGCUGGGCGGCCCCCAACAACAGCAACAAGGAUCCCCACUCUACGAGCUCCGGACAAAGCUCCUCCGUACCUUGACCAAUUGCUCUAACCUCCUCCAGGCGUAUAAGCCCCUCGCCUCAGAUCCGGACCAGAAGAAAAACCUACGACGCAUCCGGAAGAAACUCUCCCACUGCCAGAACCCGGAGAAGGCUGGCGUGGCGGGCCAGAAGCGUAUACCUGCGGCGGCGGCUGCAGCAGUAGCAGCGGCUGGGGAUCCGGCGACCUCUGAGAGCGAAAUGGAGCGUCUGGCAAAGAAGCGGAAAUUGGACGGGGAACGGCCAAAGGAUAUAUUUGGAGGGGAAUUAGUGACGCAACGGACGAAGGAGAUAUAACAGCUUCAGUAGCAGGUUACGCCACAGCGGUAGAUUACAGGAAGAUAAGUCGUGGUCUUUUGGGGCUCUUGUAUAAUUAGAAUAUUCUUUAGCUAAACUGCUACUCCAUGGUAUCAUGCUAUCGUUGUUAAGCAAAGCCCUACCAUGAGUGCAGGCCAAAGGGUCCAAGGACCAUCAAAAGAGUCCUACAUGAUGUCUAUAACAAACGGGGAAACCAUAGAAGCGUAGAAAAAGAUAAGAAUAUAAAAUUGAGCCCUGAAACGUGAGGGG
Molecule: messenger RNA, 1713 nt
Organism: Aspergillus pseudonomiae
Lineage: Eukaryota; Fungi; Ascomycota; Eurotiomycetes; Eurotiales; Aspergillaceae
Product: TFIIH complex kinase subunit CCL1
Exons: 2
Coding region: 184-1443 (419 amino acids)
Biological process (GO): regulation of cyclin-dependent protein serine/threonine kinase activity; regulation of transcription by RNA polymerase II
Cellular component (GO): transcription factor TFIIK complex; nucleus
Molecular function (GO): cyclin-dependent protein serine/threonine kinase regulator activity
Source: RefSeq, a predicted model, not a curated record